Molecule: messenger RNA, 2259 nt
Organism: Acanthochromis polyacanthus (spiny chromis)
Lineage: Eukaryota; Metazoa; Chordata; Actinopteri; Pomacentridae
Gene: katna1
Product: katanin p60 (ATPase containing) subunit A 1
Exons: 12
Coding region: 120-1598 (492 amino acids)
Biological process (GO): microtubule severing
Cellular component (GO): microtubule cytoskeleton
Molecular function (GO): ATP binding; ATP hydrolysis activity; microtubule binding
Source: RefSeq, a predicted model, not a curated record
CUGCUGCUGCUGCCCGGACUCUCCGUGUGUUCGUCUGAAAAUUGGUUGCCAGCUGGGCGGGGCUCCGUCUAAUCUUUGGAGAAAGACAUGAAACUGUGAACUAGCAGCCACCCUGCAGCAUGAGUCUACGAGAGAUCACAGAGAAUGUGACGCUGGCCCGUGAAUACGCCCUGCUGGGAAACUACAGCUCGGCCUGUGUUCUCUAUCGUGGGGUCCUUGAACAAAUCCAGAAAUAUGUGUCCGCUGUGCGAGACGGCAGUUUACAGCAGAGAUGGCAGCAAGUAAAUAUGGUGUGGCAAGAAAUUAGUGAAGAGAAUCAACAGGUUCAGGACAUAAUGUCGACUCUGGACAACUUCCAGCUGGACACAUCACCUGUGAAACCCAGUAACUAUGAUGAUUUCGAAAAAAGGCCCGUGCACGUGGAACAGAGACAUUCUCCUUGUCCUGUCGGACGUUCUUCUAACUUCUAUAAAGAGAGUAAACCUGCCAACAACCGUCUGAGCGGCGCUGGGAGGGCUCAGCAGAGGCACGCGCCUCGAGGGGCCAACGGGGACAGAAGCAAACCUUUCAAAGGCAAAGAAAAGAAGGAGACAAAGGAGGCUGCUGGCAAAGCAAAGGAUGACAAGAACAAAAAAACAGAUGUCCAGGAGAAUGAAGUGAAAAAGUUUGAUGGGACGGGAUACGAUAAAGACCUUGUCGAAGCUCUGGAGAGAGAUAUUAUAUCUCAGAAUCCAAGUGUGAAAUGGGAUGAUAUUGCAGACUUAGAAGAUGCAAAAAAACUCUUAAAAGAAGCGGUCGUGUUGCCGAUGUGGAUGCCAGCAUUUUUCAAAGGCAUAAGAAGACCAUGGAAGGGGGUGCUUAUGGUGGGACCUCCAGGAACGGGGAAAACACUUUUGGCCAAAGCAGUUGCUACAGAAUGCAGAACCACAUUCUUCAACGUGUCCUCGUCUACGCUCACAUCAAAGUACAGAGGAGAGUCUGAGAAGCUAGUUCGCCUACUCUUUGAAAUGGCACGUUUUUACGCUCCCACUACGAUCUUCAUUGAUGAAAUUGACUCGAUGUGCAGCCGCAGAGGGACAUCAGAGGAGCAUGAGGCCAGCAGGAGAGUCAAAGCAGAGCUACUGGUGCAGAUGGAUGGUGUCGGUGGAGCAUCGGAGAAUGACGACCCGUCAAAGAUGGUGAUGGUGCUAGCCGCCACCAACUUCCCCUGGGACAUUGACGAGGCUCUGAGAAGACGGCUGGAGAAGAGGAUUUACAUCCCUCUGCCUUCAACUAAAGGGAGAGUGGAGCUGCUCAGGAUCAAUCUGAAGGAGCUGGAGCUGGCCAACAACGUGGACUUGGACAAGAUCGCUGAGCAGAUGGAGGGUUACUCAGGAGCCGAUAUCACCAACGUUUGCAGGGACGCCUCUCUGAUGGCCAUGAGGCGAAGAAUCGAGGGCCUCACGCCAGAAGAGAUCCGCAACAUUUCCCGGGAUGAGAUGCACAUGCCAACCACCAUGGAGGACUUUGAAACAGCUCUGAGGAAAGUGUCCAAAUCGGUUUCUGCAGCUGACCUGGAGAAGUACGAAAAGUGGAUCGAAGAGUUCGGGUCCUGCUGAAAAGAGCUACAAUCCGACUCAUCUGUGCUUGACCGUGUAACUAGUGAGACACUGAGCAAUCCAAGUAAACUGUAAGUUCUGGCAAAACCAUGUGUGUCAGGCUAAGACUAUGUAUUCUCUUGAAUCAGGCAGGGGAUUUAGAUGGAGGUAGGUUAUUACAGUGGUUAAAUAAGUGCACUUAAAAACAGCACCUCUUCUAUUUGUACACUAUGUCAAUGUUAUGCAAUUUUUAAAUCUGAAAAGGUCUACAGAGUCAACUUGAAGAAGGUAUGGAUGAUGGUUGGUGUCAUUUCAUUUGCACAAUGUUUUAAUGGUCAUGAAAUCAUCAAAUGUGUUCCACAUUCGGACAAAACAAACGGAGCUGUGAGAGAAGUUCAAACUGAGGCUACAAAUCUCCAGCAAGACAAUGACAAGUUAAUUUUCAGACAAGUUUUACUUCCACUUUAUCCAAGUGUCAUAAUAUUAUGUUUGUACUGUUUUGUCAGUGAGAUGUUUGAAAGUAAAUCAAAUGUUAUUCCUGUUGGAUUUUUUUCCUUGUUUUUCUUGCACUUGGUCAUACUUACAACCACAUGGUUCUGUGACAUUUUUGGAGAUGUAAAUUAUUAUAAACAUAACACUAACCAGAUGUUUCUAUGAAUAAAGUUACGUUUAUAAACAGUGA